AGCUCUGCCUAUUCUCAUAAGCUCUUCUUCUCGGCUGCUCCUUCUUCUUCUACCGCUCCUCUGUCUUCGUCCCGCAUAGUUGUCUGAUCACAUUCAUUCGCCGCUCCACCAGCUUGUCCACGAAACCAAACGACUCUUCCAAGACCUCCGUCAAUCCACCAAACACUCCGAGCUCAUACCGCCCAUCAUGCGCACCGCCGUCCUCGCUGUCCUCCUCAGCGCCGCUCUCACCGUCGCGGCGCCGAUCACUCCCUCCCGAAACAUCGUCGCUCGCCAAAGCGCCAGUUCCAGCGGCGGUCUACUAGGUCUCCUGGGUUUGACUGGCGGCUCUGCAGCGAGCGGCUCUUCGCCGAAUGGAUCGAGUUCGUCGUCGAGCGAGUGCAAUUUGUUCGUCUGCACGUCUUCUGCAUCGGCGGGCGCGGGAAAUUCGACCUCGUCGAGUUCGAGCAGUAGUUCGAUUUCGAUCUUGGGUGCGAAGCUUUUCCCUGGACGGAGAAGGAGACUUUGAGAAGAUUCUUGCGAUGAGAUAGAUUUGGGACUUUUGGGAAAUGUUAUUAUGAUUUACGAUGUGACGAUGCGACAGUUGGAAUGUAGCUACGAGAAUGUGGUUGCCGGGAUGUGAUGGUGAUGGGCUUGGGUACACAUCGGUGGUGGUGAUGGUGAUCGCGACAGCAAGGUUGGAAAGGCCACAACGAUGGUGAUGGUGACGAGGAUUACAAGGUUGAAAAACAUCACAACGAUGAUGACAACAACAAACAUCACAAGAUGGGAA
Dissoconium aciculare CBS 342.82 is the source of this 772-nucleotide messenger RNA. RefSeq lists its product as uncharacterized. The coding region runs from base 188 to 508 and encodes 106 amino acids. Lineage: Eukaryota; Fungi; Ascomycota; Dothideomycetes; Mycosphaerellales; Dissoconiaceae. The record is from RefSeq and is a predicted model, not a curated record. The transcript is spliced from 2 exons.